This is a messenger RNA of Dicentrarchus labrax (European seabass), 927 nucleotides long. Its product is annotated as protein S100-A11-like. Gene Ontology annotation, cellular component: perinuclear region of cytoplasm. The coding region runs from base 94 to 357 and encodes 87 amino acids. Gene Ontology annotation, molecular function: transition metal ion binding; calcium ion binding. The record is from RefSeq and is a predicted model, not a curated record. Lineage: Eukaryota; Metazoa; Chordata; Actinopteri; Moronidae. The transcript is spliced from 3 exons.
GUUGGCUAGAAAAAGACCACGAAGAUGUGUGUCUUCACAACCUUACCCACAUCAUACCUGAGUUGAUCCUCCCUGUGCGCCUCUUGACUUGUGAUGGAGUCUGCUAUUGGUGUGCUGGUGUCCAAGUUCAAGGCGUAUGCUGGUAGUGACGGUUCCUCUGACACACUGAGCAGAGAUGAGUUUCGCAGUCUGGUCACAUUAGAGCUCCCCAGCUUUGUCAAGAAUGCUGGCGACCCCACUGCCAUGGACCAGCUCAUGAGCUCAUUGGACGAGAACAACGAUGGAGAGCUCAACUUCCUGGAGUUCUGGCAGCUGAUUGGGCAUCUUGCGUGCAAACAUGGGGGGUUCAGCCAAUAGAGUGUCCUCAGAUGCACUGUUACAGUUCCACGUGUGUUACUAAAUUGUCUGUGUGCCAUACACUUAGAGAAAAUGGGAAAACGGCCAAAUGGAAAACACCCUAAACUCUGAUUCGAAUGCUAAAUGCUGUGUUUUUCAUCAGUAGUGUGAAUUUCUCCUCACCCCCAUCCUCUCACCAGCAACUGCCAAACUGGCAGACUGUUGUGUCACAGAAUACUAUUGAUCAGUUUCAGCAAUAUUAGAACCAGUCCUAGUUCCCAGCAGACACAUACACACACACACACACACACACACACACACUCAUACACCAACACAUACACACAGCUGCUUGUGCUUACAGGUCUACAAGGGAGUUGCAGUAUGGGAAUGCGAAUGUGUGUGUGUGUGUGUGUGUGUGUGUGUGUGUGUGUGUGUGUUAGCAGCACUAUGUAUUCUUGGCGUUCCUAAUUCUUGGAAAACACACCUUGUGGAGUAAAUCACCUCCCACCAGCAACCAAACAGAGGUGUGGUGUGUCGGCAGAGAAAGAUUAAUAUGUUAAAAGCUGGAAAUAAAAUCUAAAGACUUGUUUA